CACGACCGCCACCGACUUCACAACUAUGGCUGCCCCUCCACCCACUGAAGAACUCCCGGUAAGGGAAGCCGAGAAGAAGAGCUCCACGGAGCAGGAGAUUAAUCCCUGGGACGUGCAAGCAGGGCAAGACGAGCAAGGCAACACACUACAAUUCGACUACGUUGCGAUUUCGCAGAAAUGGGCGACGAAACUAAUUGACGAAGUACUCCUGCAGCGCUUCGAGCGUCUUACGGGCAAGAAACCGCAUCGUUGGUUGCGACGCGGCUUGUUCUUCUCGCACCGGGAUUUCGACAAGAUUCUUGAUCGGUACGAGGCGGGGGAGCCGUUCUUUCUGUAUACGGGGCGGGGUCCAUCAAGUGAUGCGCUGCAUUUGGGGCAUACGAUUCCGUUUACAUUUACGAAGUGGUUGCAGGAUGUGUUUGAUGUGCCGUUGGUUAUUAUGCUUACGGAUGACGAGAAGGCGCUGUUUAGAGAUGGAUUGACGUUCGAGGAUACACAUAAGUUUGGCCUGCACAACGCCAAGGAUAUUAUCGCCUGUGGAUUCGACAUGAAGAAGACAUUCAUAUUCAGCGAUUUGGAAUUCGUCAGCGGGCAUUUCUUGUACAAUGUCUGGGAGUUUUCGAAGCUUCUGCCGUUCAAUCAAGUACGGGGAGCGUUUGGUUUUGACGGUAGCACGAAUAUUGGCCGGAUUAUGUUCCCUGCUGUGCAAUGUGCAGCUUCAUUCGCAACCUCAUACCCUCAACUCUGGCCCAACUACGACCCGAAAGCAGACCGCUCGAAAGCCAUUGCUAAAAUACCGGUCUUGAUCCCUAUGGCCAUUGACCAAGAUCCGUAUUUCCGACUCGUCCGGGAUAACUCACAUCGCAUGCGGUUCCCGUCACCGAAACCAGCGUUGAUACAUUCGAAAUUCCUGACUGCGCUCCAAGGAGCCGGUGGGAAAAUGAGCGCCAGCGAUCCUAAUUCCGCGAUCUUCAUGACUGACACGCCGAACCAAAUCAAGAACAAAAUCAACAAACACGCCUUCAGCGGCGGCCGAGAAACACUCGAAGAGCACCAACGGCUGGGCGGAAUUCCAGAAGUCGACGUCGCGUUCCAAUACCUCUCCUACUUCGAAGACGACGACGCCAAGCUCCUGGAAAUCGAAACCUCCUACCGCAAAGGAACACUCAUGACCGGCGAGCUGAAGAAAAUGGCCAUUGCGAUGCUGCAGGAGUACGUGAAAGAGUUUCAGGAGAGGCGGAAGGGGGUUACAGAUGAGGUGUUGAAGGGCUACAUGACGCCUAGGGAGUUGGUUUGGAAGGGAAAUCCCAAUCCUGUGAAGAAGGAGAAGAAAAGCAAGGAGACAAAAGAGGUAAAGGGAGGGGAGAAAGGGGUAAAAGGGGAUGCGAACCCGACCGAAGAAAAAAAGGUAGAGAGCUAGAUGAUGCGUAAUGACUGGCUAGAUAAAUCGUGAAUGAAAAGAAAUGAAUCUGGCAAGCAAGCUCUCUACCGCCGCUUAAGCUCGAACGGGCUCGAGAGCCUCACCGAUGACCUUACUGCGAUCAGCAGCAGAUAUGGCAAUACUCUCUUCAACCUUGAUUAAAAAAAAUCGAAUAAAAAAAA
Molecule: messenger RNA, 1602 nt
Organism: Hyaloscypha bicolor E
Lineage: Eukaryota; Fungi; Ascomycota; Leotiomycetes; Helotiales; Hyaloscyphaceae
Product: putative tryptophanyl-tRNA synthetase, cytoplasmic
Exons: 7
Coding region: 26-1420 (464 amino acids)
Biological process (GO): tryptophanyl-tRNA aminoacylation
Cellular component (GO): cytoplasm
Molecular function (GO): ATP binding; tryptophan-tRNA ligase activity
Source: RefSeq, a predicted model, not a curated record